AUGUCAAAGGUAACCCAGUUCUUAAAAGACGUCUUUGUCCCCGUUCCUCCUGUGAAGCCUGCGGGUAAGUCACAGGAGGGCAGAACUGUCGAAAUCGCGAGAUCGACUUCUGCUCCUGUUGACGGACAACCGGUGAAGGACGAAAAAAACAUUGUUAACUUCGAUUUGCAGACAGAUAUCUCCUCUGAGGUGGACAUAUAUGAUGUUGGCCACACCCACAGAAGUUUGAAGAACAGACACAUCCAGCUUAUUGGUAUUGGGGGCACUAUUGGUGUCGGCUUAUUUGUGAAUCUGUCAACGCAGCUACACAAGAGUGGACCACUAGCCCUAUUUUUGGGCUGUGUAGUUUGGAGUCUGCCUAUUUUGGCCGUCACGGCAGCCUGCGCAGAGAUGGUGUGUUAUUUGCCAAUCCCAUCGCCGUUUAUCAGAUUAUCGGAGAGAUGUGUUGACGAGGCUUUGAGCUUUAUGACAGGAUGGAAUUUUUGGGUCCUUGAAUGUGCGUUGAUUCCAUUUGAGCUCACGCUGUUCAACACACUGAUCCACUUCUGGAGAAACGACUACUCUCCUGGCAUUCCUAUUGCUAUCCAACUGGUGUUGUAUUUUUUGAUCAACAUCAGUGCGGUGAAAUAUUAUGGAGAAACCGAAUUUUGGCUGUCGAUUGGAAAAGUGAUCUUAGCUCUGGGACUCAUGAUGUUCACCUUUGUCACCAUGGUGGGGGGUAAUCCUAUCCACGACGUGUAUGGAUUCCGCAAUUGGCAGCCCCCAAUCGCCGAAUAUAUCCACACAGGUGACCUUGGCCGCUUCCAAUCCUUUUUGGGAGCCUUGAUUACCUUCUCGUACCUGAUUGCUGGACCUGAAUAUGUCUCUAUGUCUGCUGGUGAGGUUGUGAAUCCAAGAAAGAUUCUCCCGUCCGCAUUCAAACAGGUGGCCUACAGACUGACUAUUUUCUUUGUCGGAGGAAGUCUUGCCAUGGGCACUGUGUGUCCUUGGAAUGACCCUAAUCUGGUGGCAGCCAUUGAGAAGGGAACUGCGGGCGCAGGUGCCUCUGCUUAUAUCAUUGCUAUGAACAACCUAAAGGUGAGAGUUUUACCGCACAUUGUUAACGCGUUGUUACUCACUGCCGCCUUCUCUGCAGGCAACUCCUACACCUACUGUUCUUCCAGAAGUCUCUACGGAAUGUCGCUAGAAGGCAAAGCUCCAAGGUUCUUCUCGUACUGCAACAAGGCCGGUGUGCCAAUCUACGCGGUUUGUUUGUCGCUAUGUUGGGGAUUCCUUGCAUUCCUACAGCUGGGCGAGAAUUCUGCUACUGUGCUCUCUUGGAUAGUCAACCUCGUGACAGCUUCCCAGAUGAUCAACUUCCUGAGUAUUCUUGUUACCUAUUUGCAUUUCAGAAGAGCAGUCUCGAAGCAGGGCAUCGACAGAGAGGCCUUUCCAUUUAAGGCAUGGUGGCAACCAUACAUUUCCAUUGCAGCCUUCAUUGCUAUCUUCUGCAUGGUUUGGGUGCAAGGCUAUGAGGUGUUUUUGCCAGGAGACUGGUCUGUGGAAACGUUCCUUUUCUGCUACCUCAUGAUAUUCGUCGACGCAGGAUUGUACCUAUUUUGGAAGAUAUUCAAGCGGACCAAAUACGUGAAUCCGCUGGAUGCAGAUUUAGUGAGUGGCCUUGAGGAAGUCGAGGCGCACGAGAGACACUUGGCCCGUAUGGUAGAGAUCCACGGAAAACCAGUGAAACGCUGGUACAACCGGAUCGUUGACUUCUUGUUUGGCAACCAAGACUAG
Molecule: messenger RNA, 1776 nt
Organism: Ogataea parapolymorpha DL-1
Lineage: Eukaryota; Fungi; Ascomycota; Pichiomycetes; Pichiales; Pichiaceae
Product: General amino acid permease AGP2
Exons: 1
Coding region: 1-1776 (591 amino acids)
Biological process (GO): amino acid transmembrane transport
Cellular component (GO): membrane
Molecular function (GO): amino acid transmembrane transporter activity
Source: RefSeq, a predicted model, not a curated record